Messenger RNA from Paramacrobiotus metropolitanus, 1748 nucleotides. Its product is annotated as thymidine phosphorylase-like. Gene Ontology annotation, molecular function: pyrimidine-nucleoside phosphorylase activity; 1,4-alpha-oligoglucan phosphorylase activity. Gene Ontology annotation, cellular component: cytosol. The record is from RefSeq and is a predicted model, not a curated record. Bases 182 to 1525 code for a protein of 447 amino acids. Gene Ontology annotation, biological process: pyrimidine nucleoside metabolic process; pyrimidine nucleobase metabolic process. The transcript has 9 exons. NCBI's taxonomy places the organism in Eukaryota, Metazoa, Tardigrada, Eutardigrada, Parachela, Macrobiotidae.
UAUUCGAGCAUUUAUACGUCUCACACCCCGAUACUCUCUUACGGUUCUCAAGGCACUGCGCUGACCAGUUGCUCUGUUGCCGCGGCGUCAACACCAGACUCACUACCACCAGGCCUUCCUGUCCUCUGCCUUGUCAAUCUUAGCGUUACACCGUCCAGACUGAUUAUUCCUCGCAUCCAUCAUGGUCGCUAGCACGUUUCGGAUUCCGAAUAUUAUCGCUAAUAAACGGGAUGGCGGCGCUUUGUCACCGGAAGAAAUCGCCUUCUUUAUUCAAUCGGUCACAAAUGGCACUGCACAGCCCGUGCAAAUAGGAGCCAUGUUGAUGGCCAUGUACAUGCGCGGUUUGAACCACCUGGAAACAGCCAACUUGACCAGGGCAAUGCUGAGCUCCGGGGACGUCUUUCAGUGGCCGACACACCUGGCACCUCUGAUGGUCGACAAGCACAGCACCGGAGGAGUUGGGGAUAAGAUCAGCCCCAUUCUCGCACCGGCAUUAGCAGCUUGCGGCGUUAAGAUCCCUAUGAUUUCUGGUCGAGGCCUGGGAUUUACAGGUGGCACCGUCGAUAAAAUGGAAGCAAUUCCCGGAUUCCAAGUUGUGUUGCCCGAAGAAGCCGCAAAAGCCGCCAUCGAGCACGUGGGUUGUUUUAUCAUGGCGCAGAAUGAUAAAAUCGUUCCGGCAGAUAAGAUCCUUUAUGCUUCCCGUGAUGUAACCAACACCGUCGACUGUAUACCACUAAUUACUGCCUCGAUCCUUUCGAAAAAGGCGGCGGAAAAUCUUUCCUGCUUGCUGUUGGAUUUGAAAUGUGGACGUGCAGCAUUCAUGAAAACUGAAGAGUCGGCGCGAGCAUUAGCGAAUGCAAUGGUUGCUGUAGGGAAAGAACUUGGAAUUCGAACGGCAGUAGCCAUUACUCGUAUGGACGCUCCCAUGGGAAAAACAAUCGGGAAUGCGCUGGAAAUUAGAGAAACGUUGGAUGUUUUGCGAGGUGGUGGACCAAGUGAUGUUAUUGACUUGACGGUUAUGCAAGGUGGAAUUCUGCUCCAUUUGGCGGGAGUCGUUACUGACCGGCCGGAAGGCGAAAAGCGGAUGCGGGAAGUCCUAAAGAAUGGCGCGGCUUUACAGAAAUUCUACGCAUUAUUAGUAGCGCAAGGAGUUGAGGAGACCAUUGCCAAAGAGCUCUGUUUCAGUAAAGGUUAUCCGCAUCUUCCAACUGCUAAGCACUGCACUGAGCUGCCUUAUGCUGGACCCGAAGGUGUGGUUCAGGACAUUGACGGAUUGGAGCUCGCUUAUGUUUCGGGGGAAUUGGGUGCCGGACGGAGUAAACUUGGGGAAGCGAUCGAUUACACAGUUGGCUUGGAGCUGUUAGUGACUACUGGAGACGCUAUUAAAGCCGGUCAGCCCUGGAUUCGUGUCCAUCACAGCGGGGAGCAAAUGAGGAAGGAUCACGUAACCAGAUUGCAGACCUCCAUCACAGUCACUACCACGCCGUUUAUCAAGCAGGACGUUCUGGUGGACUUAAUAUGUUGACUUUGAAGUGAAACUCGAAUGCGGACGUUAGAGCACUGGUGAUUGUACACUCACAAUAUUAAUCAAACUCGGUUAAAUCUUUUAAAUCCCAUGAUUAUGUUACGUUUGUUUGCAUUGGCACACUGUCUGGAACAGUUUUAUUAGAUCGGUACUCUAACUUGUGUAUCGUGCUAAUUAAAAUUACACAUCGGUUAAGGAGAUAAUAUAUCUCAAACCUGUUUCA